Molecule: messenger RNA, 3603 nt
Organism: Mobula hypostoma (lesser devil ray)
Lineage: Eukaryota; Metazoa; Chordata; Chondrichthyes; Myliobatiformes; Myliobatidae
Gene: atp13a3
Product: ATPase 13A3
Exons: 28
Coding region: 1-3603 (1200 amino acids)
Biological process (GO): intracellular calcium ion homeostasis; polyamine transmembrane transport
Cellular component (GO): late endosome membrane
Molecular function (GO): polyamine transmembrane transporter activity; ATP hydrolysis activity; ATP binding
Source: RefSeq, a predicted model, not a curated record
AUGGAGCAAGCUGCUCCGAAAGAUUGGGAAGUAUUUGGUUACAAGAGCUGCUGCUGCCGCAAAGCUCUGUGUAUACUGGGAAGUAUCUUGUCCUGUGGGUUUCUGCUCCUUCUGUUUUACUGGAGACCUGAGUGGAACGUCUGGGCCAAAUAUGUUCCGUGCCCUCUGCAAGAAGCUGAUGUUGUCCUCCUGAGAACUACUGAUGAAUAUAAAACCUGGACCAAGAAAAAAGUACAGCAGAUAGACUUGUCCUCACAUGGUAAAACAUGUGGUAUACAACAUCCAGUCUUUUCUGGCGAGAGAUCAUUGCUGCAUAGAAUUAUCAUGAAACCGGAAUUAAAAGUACGGUAUUUGGAAAUUCAGAAGAUAAGGUACAUCUGGGAUUUUAAGGAAAAGCAAUUUGUUAGACCUGACGAUCUGGAAGAGAGUUAUUCUUGUGCUGAUAUUCAUCAUAAAUUUGGCUCUGGAUUAAGUAUCACAGAAGUAAUUACCAGGAGAUUAAUAUUUGGACCUAAUGCAAUUGAAAUACAGAUUUCUCCAAUCUGGAAACUGCUUUGUAAAGAGGUCUUAAAUCCAUUUUAUACUUUUCAGUUAUUUAGUGUGUGUCUGUGGCUUUCUGAGGACUACACAGAAUAUUCAAUUGCGGUCUUAAUUAUGUCUUUCAUCUCUCUUGCUUUGUCGGUGCAUAAUGUGCAACAGCAGUCAAUAAAAUUGUACAGACUUGUGGAAUCUCACAAUAACAUGAUGGUCACUGUCUGCAGAAAAAAUGAAGGAUAUAAGGAAGUGUCUUCCAGUGAGCUGGUACCAGGUGAUGUUUUUAUAGUGACGGGCAAUAAGCAAAUAUUAUCCUGCGAUUCCAUACUGAUCCAGGGGGGUUGCAUUGUGAAUGAGAGCAUGCUUACAGGUGAAAGUAUUCCUGUUACAAAGACACCAUUAUCAAAUGUAACUGCUGCUGGUUGUUGGAAUAGUUCCAGUGAAGAUCACAAGCGCCACAUGCUUUUCUGUGGGACCCAAGUUAUACAGUCCAAGCCAGUAGGACAAAGUGACGUAAAAGCUGUUGUCUUUCGAACAGGUUUUACUACUAUCAAGGGAGAGUUAGUUCGGUCUAUUUUGUACCCGAAACCAAUAGACUUCAAGUUGUACCAAGAUGCCUUUCGAUUUUUGAUGUGCCUCACAGUUAUUGCAACAAUUGGGAUGAUCUACUCGGUCUGUAUUCUUCAGUUCAAUGGGGUAACAACUGGGAAACUGGUGAUCAAGGCGCUGGAUGUAAUAACUAUUGCUGUACCACCUGCUCUACCUGCAACUGUGACUAUUGGCAUAAUAUAUUCCCAGGAAAGACUGAAAAAGAAGGGAAUCCUCAGUAUUAGUCCACAGAGGAUUAACAUCUGUGGGCAAUUGGAUCUCAUCUGCUUUGACAAGACUGGAACUCUGACUGAAGACGGACUGGAUUUGUGGGGCUUAGCUUCAACUAAAGGAAAAGGUUUACAGAACAUAUUCAAGUUUUGCAGUGGAGUGCAGUUACCAUGGGGGCCCUUCUUUGGCGCCAUGGCCAGUUGCCACUCGCUGAUCCUUUUAGAUAGCACCCUCCAAGGAGACCCAUUGGACUUGAAAAUGUUUGAAACCACUGGCUGGGAAAUACAGGAAAAUUCAGCUUUAAAACAGCAAACUGAGAACGCUCAUUCAUUUAUUGUUAAGCCUGGACCUACAGCUAGUGAGGUGUCAAAGGCAGGAAUUAUAGUCUUGAAGCAAUAUCCAUUCUCAUCCGCACUGCAAAGAAUGUCAGUUGUAACCCAAGUGAUUGGUAAAGAAAAGCUAACAGUCUACCUUAAGGGAGCCCCAGAGAUGGUUGUUCGUCUUUGCAAACCCCAGACAGUUCCAAGAAGUUUCUCAAGGGAAUUGCAGCGCUAUACAGAGCAGGGUUUUCGAGUUAUCGGGUUUGCUUUUAAAUCUAUUUGGAACAGCAGAAACAUCAGAGUAGCCAAUUUAAAGAGGGAAGAUGUAGAAUCUGACUUGGUAUUCCUUGGACUGCUGAUAUUAGAAAACAAACUGAAGCCACAGACAGCUCCUGUACUAUCUGAAUUAUCCAAAGCCAGGAUACGAACAGUUAUGAUCACAGGUGACAACCUGCAGACAGCUGUCACAGUGGCCAAAAAUUCUGGGAUGAUCCCAUUAACUCACAAAAUUAUUUUAGUUGAAGCCUCAAAGGUGAAGAUAUCUGGAGCAGCAGUCAUCACCUGGAAAAUAAUGGAAAAUGGCAGGAAUAAUAUUCAGAUUUAUACUGGAGAAAGUAAAAUUCUUAUGGAUGACUGUGAUAAGAAUAAAGACUUUCACUUUGCUAUGACUGGAAAAUCAUUUGACAUUCUAAUUCAACACUUCUAUCAUUUACUACCAAAGUUGCUUAUAAACUCUACAGUUUUUGCCAGAAUGUCUCCCAACCAGAAAGCAAUUUUAAUAGAUGAGCUUCAAAAACUGGAUUAUUAUGUAGGAAUGUGUGGAGAUGGUGCAAAUGACUGUGGGGCUUUAAAGACAGCUCAUGCAGGAAUCUCGCUAUCAAAGCAUGAAGCCUCUGUAGCUUCACCAUUCACUUCAAAAAUAACCAACAUCGAGUGUGUUCCACACCUUAUCAAGGAGGGAAGAUCUGCAUUAGUCACCUCAUUUUGCAUAUUUAAGUAUAUGGCUGUCUACAGCAUGAUCCAGUACCUUGGGGUUUUGUGUCUGUACUGGGAAGCAAAUACCUUUGGGAACUAUCAGUUUUUGUUUGAAGAUUUGGGGAUUACGACAAUAAUUGGUGUCACAAUGAGCCUUAAUCAUGUAUAUCCAAAGCUGGACCCACAUCAGCCACCCAGUCAGCUUAUUUCACCACCUUUGCUGCUGUCUGUUAUUCUGAAUGUCAUUUUCAGCCUUGCUGUACAUGUGUUUGGAUUCAUGAUGGUUCAACAACAGUCUUGGUACUCACCCACAGAUAUUUACAGAGCUUGUAAUCCAAAAAACCUAACUAGCAGUGAUGUAUCUGCAAAUAAUAACACCAUGGGCACUGCUUCCAUCUCCCAGGAAUCAAAUGAAGAUGACUACAAGAGUUAUGAGAAUACAACUGUGUACCUUCUAUCUAUUUUCAGCUGUAUAUCAACUGCAAUUGUAUACUGCAAAGGAAAGCCUUACCGAAAACCAAUCUACACCAACUUGUCCUCCAACACGGACCAGCCGUCCCCGCCUGGGUGGACAACAACAGCAGUCCAGCUGGCUAUGGUCACCAGUGACUGUGCGGUGAUGAGAGGGAAGAGGAGGUUGUGCAUCGCAGUGGGGAGAAACACAGUGGAGCACGAGGUGUGGCUAGCUGACCAUCUGGGUCUCCUGCCUCACUGGCCUGGAUCUGCUGUCCCUCAAGGGGGGGGCGAGGGGCCUGUGUGGAUGCGUCGGGGGCAAAGCUGUAUCUCGGUAGCCAUGGCUCUCCGGCAGAGCAGCUCCAGGAAGUGGAGCAGGCGGGUGCGGCAACAACCACCCCCUGUCUCACAGCGGCCUGCCACAGGGCAGCACACCCCACAACGGCCCAACACAGCACAGCGGAACCAGGGGCAAGCGGCAGCGCUUCAGGUGGCGAGGUAG